UAGAUUAUGGGGUUACCCUUAGAUAGCAAUUAUGAAGAAUCUGGAUAUGCCACGAACUACUCGCCAUUUUAUGCUGAUUCUGGCUAUUCUGACGGAUCUGAGAUUGAUUAUCCGAUAGAGCUCCCACGCAGUGAUAGUGUUCACUCAUACGAUAGCAGCGAUGAUGAUUUUUCUUGUCGAUCUACCCCUUCCCCACAAAAACAGCCUAUUCGCUACAAUGUUAUAAAACAUCUAGGCUCAGGGAGUUUUGGUGACGUUAGUUUGAUUAGCAAUCCAUUCAAUACACAAUGGUCAUCACAUAAAGAAGUUGCUAUGAAACGGAUCAAUAUGUCUAGACUUAAUCAAAAGCAACGAGAAGAGGUGGAAUAUGAAGUUGCCCUUCAUGAGACGUUAACAAAAUCUGGUGAUAAUCACAUUGUUCAUUGUUAUGGCGCAUGUGAUGAUGUUGUUAUGGAGGAAAAGCACAUUUACCUAGAAUAUGUUAAUGGCAGUGAUCUCUUUGAGAUGGCUAUGAACAAAGGAGGAGUGGGAAAAACUGCUGCGAAGAGUUAUUUUCGACAGCUACUUGAAGGAUUGGCGUUCUUACAUGAAUUGUCCGUGGCACAUCGAGACAUCAAGCCUGAGAAUUUGCUUAUCGAUAGGCUUGGUGCACUAAAAAUAGCGGAUUUUGGUCUUGCUGACUGUUAUCGCGAAUCACCUGACGAGCCAGAUCGACGGCUUUCGCGGAUUUGUGGCUCGUACGAGUACCUUUCACCACAAGUCCUUCAAAAUGAUUAUAGCGGACCAAAGAAUGAUAUAUGGGCAGCUGGUUGUGUACUUGUUGUUAUGCUCACCGGAGAUUUACCAUGGGACAGAGCCGCUCGGGCUGAUCCAGCAUUUUCUAUGUGGCUCAAAGGGCAAGUACCGCCAGUUCUGAGAAGCUUAGAUAGUGAAACUUUAGCUUUUGUGCGGGACAUAUUGGUAGUUGAUGAAAAUUUACGCCCAACAGCCAAACAAUUGUUGAAGCAUCCGUGGUGGAAUACUCAAAUAGAGAAGAGAUCCAAGAAAAGCAGUGCAGAGCCGUCAUUGAAGCGUGCAAGAAUAGAAAAUCAUUAGAAUGUUUCACAGAUCUACGAGUAUAGAUACUGGUUUCGUUAAUGCGUCAAGGGAUCCUCAGUCGUUACGGUUACUAUUAUUAUAAUUAUUCACGCGUAUAUUACCAUUGUGACUUGAGUAUGUUCUAUGUUGGAUAUUAUGAUAUCAUUGUUAAGUUUUGAAUUAUGAGCUGAUUGUCUGUACAGUUAAUUAAACCGGGUAAGACUUUAACGGGAUUGUAGUUGAAUUUGUUUGGACAAUGUGAAACAUGACGGUAAUAAAUGUUGAGAAAUAAA
Cylicocyclus nassatus is the source of this 1370-nucleotide messenger RNA. Lineage: Eukaryota; Metazoa; Nematoda; Chromadorea; Rhabditida; Strongylidae. The record is from the annotation of a GenBank genome assembly.